CGCACUCGCACCACCGGGACUGUGUUUCACUCUCCAAUCAAAAACCACCAAAUCAUCACCCACUUCUCCAUACGCCACGUGGCAUCCUACGCGUGCUGAUAUUUUCGAAGUGGAGACCACGAAUAGGAGCAAGACCUUACUGCACUGUAACAUUCCCCUAGCGGAGCAGUGAGUGCAUGAAGUACUAUAGCUGAACAUAGCAGAGAGAUUCCAUUGUCAAAUCCCUAAAUCACUACCUCAUCAUCGUGUUCUUCAGAUUCCUCGCUCGUAGAGCGUUAGGUCACACUACUUUACUCCAGAUCCACCUUCGGAGAACUUCCAAUUUUUUUCGUAGGUGGUAUAUAGGAGAAGUGGGAAUGGCUCACAGCUCUGACGAGGAUACUGAUAUAAGUGAAUCUGAAAUAAGUGACUAUGAAGAUAAAUGUUAUGAAGAACUGAAAAAUGGAAGUCAGAAUGUGAAAACCUCGGAUGAGAAGUUCACUUGUCCAUACUGCCCUAAGAAAAGAAAACGGGAUUAUUUGUACAAUGAACUCCUGCAACAUGCUUCUGGGGUGGGUCAGAGUAGUUCACAAAAGAGAAAAGCAAGAGAAAAGGCAACUCAUUUGGCUUUAGUGAAAUAUUUGCAAAAGGAUCUUAUGAGUGUAGAUGCUCCAUCGGAACCGGAACCGGCUGAUAAAACUGAUAAUGCUAUUGAUUCUGAUGAGCAGUUUGUGUGGCCUUGGAUCGGAAUUAUAGUUAAUAUUCCCACUAGUCGAGCAGCAGAUGGGCGUUCUGUUGGGGCCAGUGGUUCCAAGCUUAGGGAUGAGUACAGACGUAGGGGUUUCAAUCCAUUUCGAGUAAAUCCUCUAUGGAACUUCCGAGGUCACUCUGGAACUGCCCUUGUAGAAUUCAAUAAAAACUGGCCUGGCUUAGAUAAUGCAUUGGCAUUUGAAAAAGCAUAUGUAUUAGAACAUCAUGGGAAAAAGGAUUGGUUUGUUGGUUCGGAGCCGAAGUCGGGUCUUUAUGCAUGGGUUGCUCGAGCAGAUGAUUACAAAAGGAACAAUAUCAUUGGGGAAAAUCUGCGAAAGAUGGGUGACAUCAAAACCAUACCUGAACUUAUGGAAGAAGAAGCUCGGAGGCAGGAUAAACUUGUGUCCAACUUGACCAACAUUAUUCAGGUAAAAAACAAGCACUUACAUGAGAUUGAAGCAAGAUGCACCGAGACUACGGCCAAAAUGAAUGUUGCUAUGGAAGAAAAAGAUCAGCUCAUUCAAGCUUAUAAUGAAGAGAUAAAGAAAAUACAGACAAGUGCUAAGGAUCACUUCCAAAGGAUUUUUAACGAUCACGAAAAGCUUAAAUCGCAACUGGAAUCUCAGAAAAGGGAGCUUGAGUCACGGAAAAUUGAAUUGGAAAAGCGUGAUGCACAUAAUGAAACUGAAAGAAAAAAGUUGGCAGAAGAGAUGGAGGAGAAUGCAAUGAAAAAUAGCUCUCUUCAGAUGGCUUCUCUGGAGCAACAAAAAGCAGAUCAAAAUGUUAUGAAACUGGCUGAUGAUCAAAAGAGAGAAAAGGAAAAACUCCAUUCUAAGAUCAUUCAGCUUGAGAGACAACUGGAUAUGAAACAAAAGCUGGAAUUGGAGAUUCAGCAACUAAAAGGAUCACUAAGUGUGUUGAAGCACAUAGAAGAUGAUGAAGAUGUAGAAGUUCUGAAGAAGGUCGAUGCUUUGCAUAUGGAUUUAAGGGAAAAGAUACAGUCACUUGAAGAUGUAGAGGCACUGUACCAAACAUUAAUCAUUAAGCAGCGUAAGAGUAAUGAUGAGCUGCAGGAUGCUCGAAAAGAAUUGAUUAAUGCCAUUAAAGAGAUAGCAACUCGUGCCCAAAUUGGUGUGAAGAGAAUGGGAGAACUUGACACUGGACCAUUCCUCGAAGCUAUGAAGAAAAGAUAUAAUGAGGAGGAAGCUGAAGACAAAGCUUCAGAACUAUGUUCAUUGUGGGAAGAGUAUCUAAAGGACCCAGAUUGGCAUCCAUUCAAAGUUGUCACGAUUGACGGGAAAUCGAAAGAAUUUAUUAAAGAUGACGAUGAAAAGCUGAAUGGGCUGAGAAAAGAAGUGGGGGAAAGGGCAUAUAAUGCUGUGGUGGCAGCUUUAAAUGAGAUUAAUGAAUAUAAUCCUAGUGGGCGAUAUGUAACCUCUGAAUUAUGGAACUAUAAAGAGGGAAGGAGAGCAACUUUGCAAGAAGGAGUUAAGUUUUUGUUGAACCAUUGGAGACGUAAGAAGGGAAAGUUGUGAAGAAAAGGUGAUUGCUGUUGAUGGCAGGAAUAACAUGUUGCAUUGUGAGAGAGAAUAAUUUAUGCAUGGCAGCCGGUUAGCACACAUCCAUAUUUGUUGAGCUGUAAAUCUAAGGUUGUGUGUAGUUUAAGUGCAUGUUUGGAUUUGCAGUCAGAAUGACAAAAUUACGGUAAGUCACCGUGAUUUUGGUAGAAGCUACACUUUGAAGCUUCAACAAAAUUACAAUGUUACUGUGAUUUUGUCAAACUCACCGUACCUCUAAAUAUACACCCAGGUAAUUUAUUAUCAUGAUAAGCUAGUUAGUUUCACUAGACAAUUGGUACUGUCUUGCUGUGGCGCAAACUGCUUUAAUAGUGAUAGCCUUUGUAUUAUCUCUAGCGUGGGAGAAGGCAUAUAUUGAUGUUAAACUUGAAUGACCAAAUAUUGUUUAUCCUUUACUUUGCUUGUUUCUUUCUGAGUUA
Cicer arietinum (chickpea) is the source of this 2725-nucleotide messenger RNA. Its product is annotated as protein INVOLVED IN DE NOVO 2. Lineage: Eukaryota; Viridiplantae; Streptophyta; Magnoliopsida; Fabales; Fabaceae. The record is from RefSeq and is a predicted model, not a curated record. Gene Ontology annotation, biological process: gene silencing by siRNA-directed DNA methylation.